ACCUUGUUUUGGAGCUGGCUGUUUACAAGGCUGAUGUGGUGAUCUGUUGUGUGCUGAAAUGCCUCGGGGUGACCAAGAAACGAAAUGAUUGGAAACAGCGGCUCCAGCAACCUCUGCUUGCACAUCUGUACCCAGCACUGCCACGGCCGCCUGCCCAGCAUACCCGGUUACGAGAGCCAGAGGGAUGGUUGUAGUCACGGGGCAGAACAAAGCGAGUGGACGCCCGGGAGAUGCCAUGUCGACCUCGGAUGCAGAGGAUGAUUUUCAAGAGCCGGCCACCCCGACGGCCACCCAGGCGGAGCACUCCCUGUCCCUUCUUCCUCAGCAGUUCCCUGAAGUGGUUCCCCUGAACGUUGGAGGCAUGCAUUUCACCACCAGGCUGUCGACACUGAGGCGCUAUGAAGACACCAUGCUGUCAGCCAUGUUUAGCGGCCGGCAUUAUAUCCCGACAGAUGCUGAGGGCAGAUAUUUUAUCGACCGAGACGGAAUGUUCUUUGGAGAUGUGCUUAACUUUCUGCGGUCUGGUGACUUGCCUCCACGAGAGCGAGUGAGGUCAGUUUACAAGGAAGCUCAGUAUUAUUCAAUAGGACCAUUGCUAGAAAGCCUAGAAGAGCUCCAGCCCCUUAAAGGAGAGAAAGUCCGGCAGGCUUUCUUGGGCUUAAUGCCCUAUUACAAAGACCACUUGGAGCGGAUCGUCGAGAUCGCUAAGCUGAGGGCCAUGCAGAGAAAGGCCCGGUUUGCCAAGCUGAAGAUCUGUGUCUUCAAGGAAGAAAUGCCCAUCACGCCAUACGAAUGCCCACUGUUCAACUCCCUGCGCUUCGAGAGGAGCGAGGGUGAGGGCAAACUCUUCGAGCACCACUGCGAAGUGGACGUGUCUUUUGGACCUUGGGAAGCCGUGGCAGACGUCUACGACCUCCUCCAUUGCAUCGUGACCGACCUCUCCAGCCGGGGCAUCACCGUGGACCACCAGUGCAUCGGGGUGUGCGACAAACAUCUGAUCAACCACUACUACUGCAAGCGUCCCAUCUACGAAUUCAAGAUCACGUGGUGGUGAGCUCU
This is a messenger RNA of Euleptes europaea (tarantolino), 1059 nucleotides long. It is a transcript of the gene KCTD7, whose product is annotated as potassium channel tetramerization domain containing 7. The transcript has 5 exons. The record is from RefSeq and is a predicted model, not a curated record. Bases 185 to 1054 code for a protein of 289 amino acids. Lineage: Eukaryota; Metazoa; Chordata; Lepidosauria; Squamata; Sphaerodactylidae. Gene Ontology annotation, biological process: protein homooligomerization. Gene Ontology annotation, molecular function: protein binding.